UAUACCGAAAUACCCGAAAAUCCGAAAUACCCGAUCCGAACCCGAACGGGUAUCCUAUUUCCUACUCUCCAAUUUUCUUUUUUAUCAAAGUUCUACUCUAUUUAAAUUGUUUAACUAUUUCAAUAUCUAAAGGCAAAACAAAAUGGGACUACUAUUUUUUUUUCUUUGCAAAAAUAGUAAUUAACGAACACAAUUGCUCGAGAUUAUUUUGUUAAUCAAACAAGCUACAUGCAGAGCACAAUGGUCUGCGCAAUGACCAAUCCCUCCGUUCUUAACAUUGUGAAUCCUUUUAGAAAAGCAAUUGGGCUCUUAUGUUAUUGAUCGAUAAGUGUUUUACUAUUGGAAAAGCAAUCUAGUGUUUCAGUCUUUCAGAAUCAUUGCAGACAUAAAACAGUCACACAAGUUGUAAUUUUUUAUAAAUUUAAUUUAAUUUAACAUUCUUUAAAAAAAAGAUAAGUAUGGAUCAGGGUUCAAUGAGAAAAUAAGAUUGUCUGGAUUGUUUAAAUACUUCUUAUUUUAGGUGACAAGCUUGAAAUAGAGAUGCAUUGGGGACUGGGCUAGAUGAAUAUGAUGAAAAUCAUGAAAUGAAGGUGGAAUGUCACACUUUAUCACAUCUUAUCAAUUAAUUGUCUUGGAAAGAUACUGGAAAAAGAUAACCAAGUAAUCUAGUGGUUCCUACAUGAGGAAAAAUUGACAUGUAUCUCUGAAACCAUUUCCAGUGUGUAAUUUUAUUUUAAAUAAAUUAAUUCUAAUAAAUUUUUUCUAUUAAAACUAUUAUAUCUGGAAUGAAAAAUUAACUAAUGGGUAAGAAAAUGAAGUAGUGAAUAUGAUUAUUUCAUUUUUUCUAGAGUAAGCUUACUUUUUACUUCAUUAUAGAUUAAAAUAGAAAAUAGAAUUGAAAAACACUCACUCAAAAAUAGAACUUUUUUUAAAUGAGAUUGAAAAUGCUAUAAAAUUUAAAAUAGUGAUCACUUUUUUAAAAGUGAAAUUGUCUAAUUAUUUUCACUUGAUCAGUCAAAAAUGUAUCACAUUUUAAAUACAUUAAAAAUAAGGUGAAUAAAUCAUUCGACGAUAAAGUUCAUCCUGAAAAUUAUGCAGAUGUUAAAAGUUCAAACCCUGUAAUUACAAAAAUACUAGCAAUCCUAAAAACUCAAGUUCCUUUUCUAGUUAACCAUUAUUUUACAAGGCUAGGUGACUAGAUAAUGCAAGAUACUACAAUCUUUUAUAUGACACAUGUUUUGCAAGAUACUACAAUUAAAAUUUCUAAGAUAUGUCUAAUCUUAGGAUGUAUCUUUGAUUAGGAAAAAAUAUUUAAAAUGAAUAUAACUAUUAUUAUCUUUUUAUUAUUUAAAUAGUUUUAUACUUGGUUUAUGUAUAUAUUUUUGAAGUUAUAAUAACUACAUCGGUUAUGGCUAAAGAUUAUAUUUAGUUUCUAUUUUAUGAGUAAAUCUGAGAGUUUCUCUCUAUGUUUUUUCGGUAUUCAUUUGGAUGAUUCAGUGAUAAAGAUUACUUUCCCAGAUAUUUGAACAUCUAUACUAUAUUAAAAGGGUUAUAUGAGCUCCAUACAGCAUGUCCACGUCAGAUUUUUAAUUCCACGUCGGAUUGGGCUGAUGGGCUUCUUUAUUUUUUUUCUUUAUCGCGUUGGCCCGUAAGCCCAUUGACGAAACCUAAUCGGAGAGCGCACCACCGAACCAUCGCGAGGAUCUCUAUCUCCUUCUCUGUUGCGCAGGAGACGAUCUCCAUCUCCAUUCGUCCUUUCCGAACCUGAGAAACGUGAAAGGAGAUGGUACCUUUGUCAUUAUCUCAACAUAAUCUCUGGCCGCCGGAAUCUGUAUCCACGGUGUUUUGGGGUUACACAACCGCCACAUCGAUACACGCCUGCGACCAUCUUUGCCGCCACCUCCGACUUGGCUGAAGACCGUCGAGGAACUCCGACUUCUCCGGGCUUCGAAGUUGCCUCACCGUAUUCUCCAACUGUUUCCGUCAAGAAGAAGAAGAAGGUUUUCCGUUCAUCACAGAAUGGAAACGGACCCAAAUCCGGGAUACCGAAGCCACCGAAAUCAUUGGCAUAUCUUGCUGGACGCUUUCUCGAUUUGGCAAGUAUCUUAUCCAGGAAACUUGCAAUCCAAAGGGUUACGAACAGUUUGAGAAAGUUCUUAUGGGUCUUCUCCGCAGACUCUUGGAUUCGAACAAGCGGGUCCAGGAGGCUGCCUGUUCAGCUUUUGCAACUGUUGAAGAGGAUGCCGCUGAAGAGUUAGUGCCACACCUGGGAGUAAUACUCCAGCAUCUAAUGUGCCCUUUUGGAAAGUAUCAGAGGCGGAACUUAAGAAUUGUUUAUGAUGCUAUUGGAACACUGGCAGAUUCGGUUAGAGAAGAGUUAAAUAAGCCUGCUUAUCUUGAAAUUCUGAUGCCUGCACUGGUCGCAAAGUGGCAACAACUUUCAAAUUCAGACAAAGAUCUAUUUCCAUUGCUGGAAUGCUUCACGUCUAUUUCACAGUUUCAGAGUAGGAUGGAGUCAGGGGAAGAGAUCGGGAGGUGUCAUUUUUUAUAACACCUGCUCUGCUAUGUUCAAGAAAGAGAGGCUGCUGUUAAAUGCAUCCCAAAAUCUAAGGUUUGCAUGAUUUUUUGAUCACAUAUAUUAUGAACCACGUGGAUAGAGAAAAUGGUCUUCUGCCAACAUGAAACUCGACAGAGCUCUUGACUGGAGUUGUGAUAAACAAAGAUUGAACUGUCUCAUAAUUUUUAAUUUCCUUCUCCUCUCUCUCUCUCUCUCUCUCUCUCUCUCUCUCUCUCUCUCUCUCUCUCUCUCUCUCUCUCUCUCUCUCUCUCUCUCUCUCUCUCUCUCUCUCUCUCUCUCUCUCUCUCUCUCUCUCUCUCUCUCUCUCUCUCUCUCUCUCUCUCUCUCUCUCUCUCUCUCUCUCUCUCUUCUCUCUCUCUCUGUGUUUAUAACAUGGUUGUUUUUCUUUGUCCUGUUUGUUGGGUCAGAUACUCAGAUGAGGGGUGGGAGGUGAGGGAUGAAGAUGGCUACAUGAGAGGAUCAGGUGCAAGGAUCUAGCGGGAGAGAAUAGAAGAAUGGGUCAUUAUACUUCACGUGGUUGUCUCAAAAACGUUGUAUGGACUAUCAGAUUGGUUAACUGCAAUUCCUACAUGAUGGGAAAAGCUUCUGCAGAUUGUAUGCAAUCGCAAGUUUUAAACGUUGGAACUAGGGAAUUCCUUGUGGUCAAGAUUGAAGUGUUCACUGAUAUUUUGUUGUACUCGAAAUGAGUUUUCUGUUGUAAAUUCUUAGUGAAAAGCUCAGCUUGCAUUGUCCCAGGUCUGUGUUAUUGUUUUCUUAUCGUUUUAGUAUUAUCUUUGUUUUACUUGAAGGCUUGAAGCCUGAGGAAAUCAGUGGCAUCGACAGCUGUUUGCUGAGCCUGGAACGCUUGCUGCAACGGGAGUGUUCGUUUGUGGCACAAAGUACAUUGUAAUCCAAGGAGAGACAAAUGCCGUCACUCGAGGGAAGAAGAUAACAUGAAUGAUUCUGAUGAAUCUUUUGCCUUUUUUUGGGAGUUUGUGGUGUUACAAUUAAGGAGACCGCCCAAGCCUUGGUCUUUUCUGUGACGAACCAAUGACUACUGGCCAAUGCAACAUGGUUGUGGAGCGGCUUGGUGACCACCAGAUUGAAUCACGGCUCUGAAACUCAAGCUGCUGCUAUGUUCAUGUCGCCUAUAUUGUCUUCUAUUGAGGGAAAGGUAUAUAUGGAGUGUGAUCAAUGAUUUUAUUUCAACUGUGUAUUACCUUCUACCAUGUGAUGAAUCUUGGAGUUGUAGGAUUCUAAAAACAGUCUGGUAUUGUCUUCUUUUGUGACAAGUUGCAAACUUUUAAUUAAUGGCAGUGUCGCACCAUAGCUUUUUAGAGUUUAUGAUUAGUUCUACAGAUUAAUCUUUCUGUAAAUAAAAAUAAAAGAUUGAUUCAGAUCACAAGAUCAUAGAUAAAUACUUGCAUAACAGUUAACAAGUAAUCUCUGUACCACUAUUCAACUGAAGGAAGAAGACUAAAUCUUAAAUGUAACAAUUUCUAAUCAACUGAAAGAAGAAGACUAAAUCUUAAAUAUAACAAUUUGUAGAUAAAAACACUGAGGAACAUAUCUUACAUUUUUCUACUAUUGUUAUAUUCAUGCUAAAAGUACAUCAAAAUAUACAAAAUAAAAAAUGCUAUGUAUUACAAUAAAUUAAAUUAUUAAAAUAAGAUGGCCAAAAAAAAAGUUUUUAUCACAUAUAUAAUCCUUAAAAAACAAAAUGACCAAAAUUUUUCAUUAUAGAGUAGGGCUGGGGUGUAGAAUAUAGAGUUCAAGGUAUAUAAUUUAGGGUUUAAGAUUUAAAGUUAAGGGUGAAGUUUAAUGGAUGAAAUUUCAAAUUUCAAAUUAAAAAAAAAAUAAAAAUUUCAAAAUAAAAAAUAAAAUAUUGUUUUGGUCAUUUUAUUUUCUGAUAACUGUUUUUGUGAAAAAACUUAAAAAUUGCUAUUUGAAAGAAAUGACCAAAUGUCUAAUCUAAUAAAAAUUAAAAAAAAAAUAGGAGAAAGGUCUGAAUCAAGAAAAUUCUACAUCACCAGAACAUCAGUGGCAACAAUGUUCUCUUAUGAGCAAGUCUUGACUCUUAUGUGCUAAUUUGAAUAGUACUAAUAAUUUAUUUUCAAGUUUCAUCAAAUAACAUCUAUAGAAAUGUUACUAUUUUUAACUAAAAUAAAUAUCAACUCUCCAAAGAUCUUUAUCAAAAGUUUGUCUCACUAAAUAUUAUUAACAAUUGAAUAAUGGUUGAUUUGAUAUAGUUCUUACAAAUUGUUAAUUGAAUAAUAUAUAAUUACAAAUCAGUUUUAGUGACUUUGCAGAAAUCUCAUAUUAAAUACACUUGAUUUAAAUUUUUUUUUAAAUUCAUUGAUUCAAUAAGAGUAGAUUUUUUUAAUUUAAUAACUUAAAUUAAAAAAAUGUUUCUAAAAAAAAUUCAUAAAACAGAAUCCGCGCGUAGCGCGGACAAUAGAUCUAGUUUAACAAUAAAAGUAAUACACCUGAUGUUCCCGUUGUAUUAUUUGUUGUUGAAAUCAAUUUGGUUUUCCGUUUAAAAUCUCUUCCGGAUGUUGCAAACUGAUGAAUAUGCAUUAAUUCAGUAGAAGACAUACGGAAAAUAGAUGGAUGAUUUUCGUUCUGAUAUAUAUGUGAAGCGAGAGUAGCUGUCCACCUGAUCGGUUUCAUAUUCAAAAAGAUGUUUUCAAGUCAACAAGUUUUUGUGAGAAUUUUCAUCGGUGUUAUAAAAAGUGAAAAAUUGAUAUCCAAUGGUGAAGAAGAUUGUUGGACUAAACAUGCUCUGAAAGAUUUGGAAUUUUGAGGCUAGCUACUUCUUUAUAGAUAUGGAGAUCUAAUAUCACUCAAAUAACCCUAUAAGUGAUUUGUACUCUCUCAAAUAAGAGGUUCAAUUGCAGUACUUUAGGAUCGAUUUCACAGAGAGCUAAGGCACACAAUAGAUCUAAUCUAGUUAUGGAGUUAAGCUAGGUUGAAUGGUUGUAAAGCUGUAAAUGACAAUGAUGAACAAGUAAUUGUUCAGUAGAUUGAUUGGGUUUUAAAAUUGAUGAGGGAGACGUUAGACUUAGGGUUUCUAUUCAGUCAAUCAAGAUUAUAGAUAUAUAGACUAAGUAUAUAUGGAUAUUAUAGAACUCAAACAAUUAGAAAAACCGAUCAACUUUCGUAUAUUUAGGCUAUCUAUCGCCGGAUCUAGGACCUCAACUAUCGCAUGUUGGUCCUGAGAAAGAGUCGAUCGAUUCCAACGACGUGGUGUCGAUCGAUACACCUUUCAGUCCGUCGAUCGAUACAACUAGAGAGUUGUCAAUUUUGUAUCAAUCAACGUUCCUUUCAGGGAGCGUUGCGAACGGUUUGAACGUGUUCACUAGGUUAACUAAAUCAGCUUACGCUUGUUUCUAGCAAUCCACAACCUAAACUAUUUCAGACAAAGAACCAAUCUUUCGAAUGUGCCCUAAUAUCUAUAGGCAAAGUUCUAAUUAGCUAUUGUAGAACACAUGCAUUAAGAACAGUCUAGUUGAUUAAUAUUCUGACACUUAGUAAAUUCUAUAUUUUGGGUUAAUCCCUCAUGAAUAUCGGAACCCUUAAUCUGACAAGAUGAUCUACUCAGAUAUGGCUAAGCAAUUCAUGAAAAUAACAUAAACAUAUUGCGUAAUUAAGAUAGAGUAAAGAAAAUAUUAAGUUAUUUUGAUGUAAGAAAAGUAGAAAGUAUGAAAGCGUGUGUUGCCUAGAACAAUGGCAAGCACAUAAAUAUUAAGUUAAAACUCGUCAGGGGUAAUCUGGUAAUUCUUAUGGGACUUGGGCUUUAAGUCGGCUGAAACCCAAUCUUGUUUCUGUGCGCUUCAUCGUCGAUCGAUACCACAGAGUGUGUGUUGAUCGAUGGUUGCCUUCGCCCAUCGAUCGAUAGUCGUGGUCGAUGGUCAACUACGAGUCUUUAUCAUUUUAUCUCCAAAAUGUACCAAAAUCACAACUUUCCUCCAAAUCCCUCCAAAACCUGAAAACAUACUAGAAAGACUCCAAACAACUAUAAUAUAUUUGAAAACACCUAUAUACUUAUUCUUUUGCUUGUCCUCAAGUAAAACAAUAAGCAGUCUCUCUGGAAGCGGUUUGAAACAUCAGGGACUCACAUAAUUAAAGAACUUACUAUCGCCUCAACAAUAUUGCAACCACAUCAAAUCAAUCUUAACUUAGAAGUACUUUCUAUGUAAUAUCCUAGCUUAGCAAUGAAUUCCAUUCAUCAAACAACUUAACUAAUCAUGUCUGGCUAACCUCUCUACUGACCUCAUUUAAUACAUAUAAACAAAAGGUGUAAGCUUUAGCUUGGGAGUAUCGAUCACCGAACACAUGGAAUCAACUCAAGCAAGUAUUUGGAGUUGCAGAUAACCUUUUCUGAUUUCCCCUCUCUCUUCCCUCUUCUCUGAAUCAGAGGUUUUUUUUGGCAAAUUUUUAGGCGAAUAGUGGGGUCAUCGAUAAUGUAUCUAUCCAUUACUUCCAAACAAUGUGUGGUCAUUCCUUUGAAUUAUAAUAGUCGGAUCAUAGGUAAUGUACCUACCCCUCUUCAUCUCAGAAAAUCAUCUCAAUCUUUUAUGUAUAUAGGGAUGCCAAAGAGAGGUGGAAGGAAAAUCAGUGACACUAAGUCUAAUACCUUCUAGACUUGCAGGAGGAUUCCGAUCCAAUGUAUACCAAGCCCUAAGACAAGCAAGUUAAACACAAUUAAAUUGUAGGUCAGCUUUGGUUCUUCCAAACAUUCUCAACAAGUGUGAAUAACUGGUAGACUGAUCCACUUUAGCAUCUAUAGUACUAUCUUCAGUCAAUAAAUCUAAAAAUGGUGCUAAAGAGUGGUUAGAUGAGUAAGGAAAAUUGUAGUUCAUUGUCCCUUUCUUAGCUCAAUAAAACAUUUUUAAAACUCAUAGGUAAAUAAUAUUAGUAAACCUCCCCUCAUACUUAAAUUACACUGUCACCAGCGUAUAUCUAGUCGGAGUUUGGUGAGAAUAUAAAUCAUAAGUACUGAAUGUAACAAGGAGAAUGGUAUACCUGAUCGUUGAUGUCGAUGUCGAUCGACACAGAAAUGUGACUAUCGAUCGGUGCUAGUGUCAUGUUGUCAAUCGAUGUCGACCUUGUCUCAUCGGUCGAUGACAAGUAACUUCUCCUUGGUUCUCUUUUUUUUGUUUUUCUGGUUUUUCUAUUUUCUAAUUUUUAUUUUUCUGGUAUUUCUAUUUUUUAUUUAUUUAGCCCUGCAAUAUGGUAAAAACAAAAAUAAAUAACAUGUAAUAAGGAAAGCUAUAUAAAAUACCUAAUAGUGAGUUGCCUCUCACUCAGCACUUUGUUAUAGUUAUAUAGCUUGACUUUGGAGGUUGUUUUUGGCUAGUAAUGAUCAAAGUGACCACUUGGUUGUAUGCAAGUGUCCACUUCAUCUUUGCUCAUCUCGGACCAAGCGCCAAUGAAGCUUCUUAUGGCAGUUAAACUGACAAUGUCAAGUUAGAACCCAACUCUUAACAAAUCACAACUAGCAAUGGCAAAACAAAAGACUAUUUUUAGUGGCUCUCGGCCGAUAUAUUGAUUAGGGUUUGGACUUAUUAUCCGGGAUCCAUAUCCAAUCUGAGAUCUACUCCAGAUCCGUUACGAAUCCAGAUAUAUGGGAUGCGCGGAUCAAGAUCCGGAUAGCAAAAUCUGAGAUCCGUCAAAACCAGAUUGAGAUUCGGAUAUUUUGAUUUUUAAAUUCGAUAUACGGAUCAAGAUCCGUAAUUUUAAAAUAUAUUUAAUUUUUAAUUUUAUUAAUAAUUUUAUUUGAUAUAUUAAUAUUAUACAUAAAUUUAGUUUUACAAUUUUAUAUUAUAUUUUUAUAAUAUUAUAUACAUAUAUAUAUUAAUCCAUGUUCGAAAACUCGAUCCAGGCGGCCGGAAAUCCGGCGAGUAAGCGUGCGGCGGCCAACCACCGUGGCGAGUUAGCUAUAAUCGGUCAUCAAAUCGGUUUUUUUUUUUUUGAAAACUUUUUUUGUUCCAGUUUUGGUUAAAAUUCGGUUUCUUUCAGUUGGAUCUACGAAAAUUUACUUGAAUUGACAUAUAAAAUUUAAAAGAGUGAUUUAACUGUGAAAGGACCGUGAUGGCUGCUUUGAAACCCCGAAAAAUUGCAGGUCAAAAGGUAGGAGAUGAUGAUUAAAUUAUCAUUUUACCCUACAUUAAAAAGAAAAGAAAAUAAAACAAUAAAACUAGCACUCAAUACCUUCGAACCCGGCUAGCCAAACUAGAAAUUGCAGCUGCAAUGUAAUAACCAAUAGAGCCAACGCUUUUACAUCCGUUUUCAUUCAACUAUUAUAUUUAUCUAUAGAAAUAUACAUAAAAGGUUAAAAAAUUAAUCCUCGUUUAAUCUCCGAUUAAUCUCCGAUUUUGUGUUAACUCGCUAGGCCCAGACAGACCGCCCAACUCACGCCUAGCGUAGUUUCGAAUAUGGAUAUUAAUAAAUCUUGUAUAAAUAUUUAUUUUAUGUAUUACCCUUUAGAAUUUUAGUUUUUUUAAUAAUUUUUUAUUAUUUUUUGGAUCCGGAUCCGGAUCUAAAUGCCAUGGAUAGUAUAAUAUCUAGAUGGAUAUUCGGAAACCACAAAUCUUGAUCAAAGAUACCCUAAAUUUUCUGGAUAUCGGGAGCCGUCCUAUCCCUAAUAUUGAUAACGUCACCUAUCCUAUUGCUUGGCGUGGAAGUGGAAAACAAACCUAUAUUGAACCAUUUUGGUUUUCUUAUAUAUAUGAUUGAGCAAAAAUGGUUUAAAGUUUAAUUGUAAACAAUAAACCAAAAUUAAACAACGUCUACUUUUCUUUUUAACACUGGAUAUAUUAUGCUAUUACAAACUCGGAGAAAUAUUACAGACGAUUCCACAGCCUACAAUUCUACCCGCCUUAUGAAGAUUCACGUCUGACUGCAUUACCUGAGCCGCCCUAUCGGAUCCACCCUUGACGAUACUCUUUGCGCUAUGCUGCAAAUUUCUUGUAAGCCGCUUCUCCAUUAAUUCGCAUAAUUCCGCUUUCUCCGGGAAUCGAAAUCCAGACCUAUUGGUGUAGAAGCAUUAAUGAACCCUUAGUCAAACCACUGAACAAGGGGCUUCCACAAACAACGUCUAUUAGUUUUUGUUUUUUGUUUCAAAUAUAUGAAAAAGUUGAAGUCAGACUUCUAAUUGGGUGGUAAUUGGAUUCGAACUUCCUUUCAAUGCCCUUUUUGUUAAAUGGUUUUGAUUCAACCAUCUAAGAAAUUUUAUUAAUAACAAUAUUCGAAGAAUUACCGACAAAAAGUUAACGCUAUUGUCAUUUCUGCUGCAUGAAUCUUUUAUGUAUACUCUUUUUUACUUUUUCACCUAAAACUCAGAUUCUGUAAUAAGUAGUUACAAGAAAACAACAAGCUUUAUGUCCACUAAAUCUGCGUACCUACGUUAAUAUUUUUCCCUUAGUAUAUACUGACAUAUACAUGACAUUAGACGUCAAAAGAAAUAUGAACUAAUUACGUCACAACCUACACAUGAUCAAUUUCGAUUUAAACAUAAAUCAAAAAUUUAAUAAAUUAUUUAAUAGCAUAAAGACACUUUAAUGCAUUCUAAUUUUCCACAUCUUUAUUUAAAUAAUAAUUUCCCCCUUAUUAGGGGCUGUAUCCUCGAGUGAUCCCACCACCAUUAUAAAAUGAUCUCAUCGCCUGCUAUGCUAAGUUGUAACCACUUCACUUGUAAUCAUUCAACUUCUCUACUCUACUAGAGCAAAAACAAACUAAAAAGAUAUCGUUAUCAUCAUCAAUGGCGGAGAAAAAUGUAAAUCUUUCAAUUAAUGGACAAUCAAAAGUGCCUCCAGGUUUCAGAUUCCAUCCAACAGAAGAAGAACUUCUCCAUUACUAUCUCCGCAAGAAAGUUCACUCUCAAAAGAUCGAUCUUGAUGUCAUUCGUGAAGUAGAUCUCAACAAGCUUGAGCCUUGGGAUAUUCAAGAGGAAUGUAGAAUCGGGUUGACGCCACAGAACGAUUGGUACUUCUUCAGUCAUAAGGACAAGAAAUAUCCAACCGGGACUAGAACAAACCGGGCAACAGUCGCUGGAUUCUGGAAAGCUACUGGACGUGAUAAGAUCAUCUAUAGUUGUGUCCGGAGAAUUGGAUUGAGAAAGACCCUCGUGUUCUAUAAAGGAAGAGCUCCUCAUGGUGAAAAAUCUGAUUGGAUCAUGCAUGAGUAUCGCCUCGACGAUACUCCAACAAGUAAUGGCUGUUCUGAUGUUGUAACUGAAGACCCAAUGAGUUACAACGAAGACGGUUGGGUGGUAUGUCGAGUGUUCAGGAAGAAAAAUUAUCAAAAGAUCGACGAUUCUCCUAAAAUCACUCUAUUUUCUUCACCUGAUGACACUGACGAAAACAGAAGGCCCACCACCUUUCACAACACUCUAAACGCAACCGUUUUGGACCACGUUCUUCUAUGCAUGGACCGUUCCGGUCCCAAUAUUUUCAUGCCCGAGAUCCAAACCAAAAAUCAACAUCAAGACGAUCUUUUAUUCAUGCAACUCCCAAGUCUUGAGACACCCAAAUCUGAAAAUCUUGUCGGCCAAUGUUUAACGACCACUAACCAACUCGAUCUCUCUUUGGUUGAAGAGAAGAUAACCGGCAGACCGGGUUGCAGUAAUUGGGCUAGUCUUGACCGGUUAGUGGCGUGGCAAUUGAACAAUGGUCAUCAUACGUGUGAUCGUACGAGUUUUGACGAAGAAGAAGAUGGUGAUGCCAUGAUGCAGCGAUGGGAUCUUCACUGGAAUAAUGAUGAUAAUGUCGAUAUCUGGAGUAGCUUCGCAGAAUCUUCUUCGUCUCCUUCGUCUUUAGACCCUCUUCUUCAUUUAUCUGUAUGAUUGUAUAUACACAUAAACAUACACACACAAGAUAAUUUCUAAAAUAUAUACUGUGGUACAUAUAAUAAACAAAUAAAGUUUAAUAACAUUUGUUUAAGGCAAAACUAUAAAUAUUAUAUUAGCAUAAAGUUUACAAAAUUGAAUAAUAAAUGACGAAGAAUCUUGAUAAAGUAUCAUUGUCGUUUUUCGGCGAUAGACAUGUAUAAAUAAAUGACGUGAUAUUGGUUUGACUUGGAUACAUUAAGAGUGUGAUUGGUAAUUUUGGAGUAAAUGGAAGGAAAAUAAAAAGGUGAAAUAUAGUGGGAAAGUUAAAAUGAGAGAGAGAGGAAAGUGGAUUAAAUGGGUGAAACAUAAAUUAAAUUAAGUUUCACUUAUGUGUAGAGUAGUGUAACAUUUUAUUCCAUUUCAAUAGUAAUGGAGUAAAUAAA
Molecule: messenger RNA, 11830 nt
Organism: Brassica rapa (field mustard)
Lineage: Eukaryota; Viridiplantae; Streptophyta; Magnoliopsida; Brassicales; Brassicaceae
Product: NAC domain-containing protein 12
Biological process (GO): regulation of DNA-templated transcription
Molecular function (GO): DNA binding
Source: RefSeq, a predicted model, not a curated record